Engraulis encrasicolus (European anchovy) is the source of this 4064-nucleotide messenger RNA. RefSeq names its product COPI coat complex subunit beta 2 (gene copb2). Gene Ontology annotation, molecular function: protein binding; structural molecule activity. The transcript has 22 exons. Lineage: Eukaryota; Metazoa; Chordata; Actinopteri; Clupeiformes; Engraulidae. Gene Ontology annotation, biological process: intra-Golgi vesicle-mediated transport; endoplasmic reticulum to Golgi vesicle-mediated transport; retrograde vesicle-mediated transport, Golgi to endoplasmic reticulum. Gene Ontology annotation, cellular component: COPI vesicle coat. The coding region runs from base 130 to 3702 and encodes 1190 amino acids. The record is from RefSeq and is a predicted model, not a curated record.
GGUGUUCCUCCAGGAAGUUCCACGUCAUUUUAGUGGUGCACUGGAAAAAUCCUCGGUGCAUCUUCUCAAAACUGGCGAAUGUGAUAAUACUCUACUUUGACCGAAAGUAGACGACUCCUGCAAAAAAUCAUGCCUCUCAGGCUGGACAUCAAGCGCAAGCUGACGGCCCGGUCAGACCGUGUCAAGAGCGUCGACCUCCACCCAACUGAACCAUGGAUGUUGGCCAGUCUUUAUAAUGGCAGCGUAUGCGUCUGGAACCAUGAAACACAGACGCUGGUGAAGACUUUUGAGGUCUGUGAUUUGCCUGUGCGAGCCUCCAAAUUUGUGGCCAGAAAAAACUGGGUCAUCACUGGAGCAGAUGACAUGCAGAUUCGUGUUUUUAACUACAACACUUUGGAGCGUGUUCACAUGUUUGAAGCGCACUCGGACUACAUCCGUUGUAUUGCUGUCCAUCCUACACAGCCUUAUAUCCUCACCAGUAGUGAUGACAUGCUCAUUAAGCUGUGGGACUGGGAGAAGAAGUGGACAUGCAGUCAAGUUUUUGAGGGCCACACGCAUUACGUCAUGCAGAUUGUCAUCAACCCUAAAGACAACAACCAGUUUGCCAGUGCUUCAUUGGAUAGAACCAUUAAGGUGUGGCAGCUGGGUUCCUCUGCUCCGAACUUCACACUCGAGGGACAUGAGAAAGGAGUGAACUGCAUCGAUUACUACAGUGGAGGAGAUAAACCAUACCUGAUAUCUGGGGCUGACGAUCGGCUGGUGAAGAUCUGGGACUACCAGAAUAAAACCUGUGUGCAGACUCUUGAGGGCCAUGCUCAGAACGUGUCGUGUGUCAGCUUCCACCCAGAGCUUCCCAUCAUCAUCACUGGCUCAGAAGAUGGCACGGUGCGUAUCUGGCAUUCCAGCACCUAUCGUCUGGAGAGUACACUGAACUAUGGCAUGGAGCGCGUGUGGUGUGUUUGCGGCUUGCGUGGCUCCAACAAUGUGGCACUGGGCUAUGACGAGGGGAGCAUCAUCAUAAAGCUGGGACGUGAGGAGCCCGCCAUGUCUAUGGACACCAGUGGAAAGAUCAUCUGGGCCAAACACUCGGAGGUGCAGCAGGCUAACCUGAAGGCCAUGGGCGACGCUGAGAUCAAGGAUGGAGAGAGACUUCCUCUGGCAGUCAAAGACAUGGGGAGCUGUGAAAUCUACCCCCAGACCAUCCAGCACAAUCCCAACGGCAGGUUUGUUGUGGUGUGUGGGGAUGGAGAGUACAUCAUCUAUACUGCCAUGGCCCUGAGGAACAAGAGCUUUGGUUCAGCACAGGAGUUUGUUUGGGCCCACGACUCUUCUGAGUAUGCCAUAAGGGAGUCCAGCAGUGUGGUAAAAAUCUUCAAAAACUUCAAGGAGAAGAAGUCUUUUAAGCCUGACUUUGGUGCAGAGGGUAUUUAUGGUGGCUUCCUGCUGGGUGUCCGUUCUGUGAAUGGCUUGGCAUUCUAUGACUGGGAGAACACGGAGCUCAUCAGGCGAAUUGAGAUUCAGCCCAAGCAUAUCUUCUGGUCAGACUCUGGCGAGCUUGUAUGCAUCGCCACAGAGGAGUCCUUCUUCAUCCUGCGUUACCUGUCCGAAAAGGUGGCCGCCUCCCAGGAGACUAACGAGGGAGUUACUGAGGACGGCAUCGAGGAUGCUUUUGAGGUCCUCGGGGAAAUUCAGGAGAUUGUGAAGACUGGGCUGUGGGUGGGAGAUUGCUUCAUCUACACCAGCUCUGUCAACAGGCUCAACUACUACGUCGGAGGAGAGAUAGUCACCAUUGCUCACCUGGACAGAACGAUGUACCUGCUGGGCUACAUCCCCAAGGAUGACAGACUCUACCUGGGAGACAAGGAGCUGAACAUCGUCAGCUAUUCGCUCUUGGUGUCUGUGCUAGAGUACCAGACUGCCGUCAUGCGCAGAGACUUCAGCAUGGCAGACAAGGUGCUGCCCACCAUCCCCAAAGAACAGCGGACCCGCGUGGCCCACUUCCUGGAGAAGCAGGGCUUUAAGCAGCAGGCCUUGGCGGUGUCCACCGACCCUGAGCACAGGUUUGAGCUGGCCCUCCAGCUGGGGGAGCUAAAGAUCGCCUAUCAGCUGGCGGUGGAGGCAGAGUCGGAGCAGAAGUGGAAACAGCUGGCCGAGCUGGCCAUCAGCAAGUGCCAGUUUGGGCUGGCCCAGGAGUGCCUCCACCACGCACAGGACUACGGGGGCCUGCUGCUGCUGGCCACCGCCUCGGGCAACGCUGCCAUGGUGGGCAAACUGGCCGAGGCCGCCGAGCGCGACGGCAAGAACAACGUGGCAUUCAUGACCUACUUCCUGCAGGGGAAACUUGAUCAUUGCCUGGAGCUCCUGAUCAGAACCAACCGUCUACCUGAGGCGGCCUUCCUCGCCCGCACAUACCUGCCAAGCCAAGUGUCCAGGGUUGUGAAGCUGUGGAGAGAGAGUUUGUCAAAGGUAAACCAGAAGGCAGCCGAGUCCUUGGCUGACCCCACAGAGUAUGAGAACCUGUUCCCCGGCCUGAAGGAGGCCUUCGUUGCAGAGCAGUUCCUCAGAGAGACCUGCCAAGGAAAGACCAGACCUGCCACCGACUACCCACUGAUCACGCCGAACGAGGAGAGGAAUGUUCUGGAGGAGGCCCAAGGCUACGAGCCCAAAGCUGCGCCAGCACCUGUUGAGGUACAGCAGGCUCCUGCAGUGCAAGCAGAGCCCUCACUAGUGGAUCUGGAACCAGAACCCUCACUAGUGGAUCUGGAACCAGAGCCUGAACUGGAACCAGAGCCUGAACCAGAACCGGUACCGGAACCACAGGCCCCGGCAGGAUCCAGCAUGUUCGCGUCAGUUAUGGCAGCUGUAGCUGCACCUGUGGCUGCAGCAGUGGCCGCCGUGACUGCCUUUGAACCAGAGCCAGCUGCAGAAGAAGAAGUGGUACCAGAGGAGGAAGAAGAGAUGCCUGAGGAGGAGGAGGAGGAAGAGAUGCCUGUGGCAGCAGAGGAGGAGGAGCUCGUGGUGGAGGAACAAGAGGUGGUGGCGGCAAGUCCAGCAGCAACAUUAGUGGCUGUUGAGGAGAAGGAGGUGGCGCCAGCAACCCCAGAACCAGCAGCAGUGGCGGUUGAGGAGCAGGUUAAGGAGGUGGCGCCAGCAACACCAGAACCAGCAGCUGUGGUUGUUGAGGAGGUGGCGCCAGCAACACCAGAACCAGCAGUAGUGGCUGUUAAGGAGGUGGCGCCAGCAACACCAGAACCAGCAGCAGUGGCUGUGGAGGAGGUGGCGCCAGCAACACCAGAACCAGCAGCAGUGGUUGUUGAGGAGGUGGCGCCAGCAACACCAGAACCAGCAGCAGCUGUGGCUGUUCAGGAAGAGGAGGUGGCAGCAGCACCAGCAGCUGUAGCUGUUGAGGAGGAGCUGGUGGUGGUGGCAGCAACAACAACAGCAGCAACGCCAGAGCCAGCAGCUGUAGCUGUUCAGGAAGAGGAGGUGGUGGCAGCAACACCAGCAGUAACAGCAGUGGCUGUUGAGGAGCUGGUUGUGACGGCACCUGAAGAGGAAAAGAUCCCUGCAGCAUCAGCCCUACUAGACCUAGAGGACGAUGAGAUCCUGGAUGACCUGGAGGACGACCUUGACAACAUGGAGCUCGAUGACAUUGACACCUCAGACGUAAACCUGGAUGAUGACUUUUUAGAUGACGAGUAAUGCCCUCAAGAAUCAUCAUCUUUGUUUAUUUAAGAGACCAAACUUCUUUUGUAUUUCCACGUGCGUUGUAUAAGGCAGAGGGGCUGAUUCUGUGCUUUGGGUUGCAACAUGAAUCCCUAGUGGAGAUUCAGUGAAUGGUGUUCGUACUGGGGGUGAUUUUAUUUUUUCCCACGUGGAGGUUGUUGGAGGUGGUGUGGAACCACAUCUACUCCGACUUUUUUUGUAUGUAACUCCUAUGCUCGCCUUUCACACAACAGCCCUUGCCUUGUAUGUAUUCUUUAUCUAUAUGUCUGUCCUAACCUUGAGCAAUCAUUGUUUCCUCACUUAAAUGGUAUUUUAAAAAUAAAUUGAGUUUAAAUAUG